UUAGAUUGUUCGCUUGCCUUGAGUCUAAGGUCAGUUGUAUUGCUUUUUGAAAUUCCCAGUAAGAACCCCUCAUUAUUAUGCUCUCCAGAAAGGAGCUCAUUGCCGUUAUCCUCAUGCUGUCGGCGGUCUUCUCUGUGCUAAAUGCCGCCAUCUUUGCCAACACUUUGCCCUUCUACGUCAGUUAUGAGCAGCUGUUGCAGCAGGUCAUCAGCAUAGGGACCGCCUACCUCUGCAUUCUGUACGCCCUAAGCACCUGGAUGUACCAUUCGAAUUACUCCCGGACCCGCCAGCACAUGCGAUACGCGCUGGUGAUGACCUUGCUGGUGAUGAUUGCGGCUAACAUAGUGGCUGCGAUUGCGCAUAUGAAGCUGCUGAGUUUUUCGAUAUUUAAGGAAACGACGGACAUCAGCAUUCUGUUCUCCAAAUUUGAUGUUGCCUGCAAGUCCGUCAGCCUGGGUCUGUCGGUCCUAACCAUUCUCCUCCUGAUCAUAGUAAAGUUGGUUGUCUUUGUGACGAUCAUUAGAAAGCACAAAAAGAAGCAGCGCAAGAAGAUUCGCAGAUUGAAAGCAGCUCGCGAGGCCCUGAAGGCGGAACCCUAAACUGCUGUCUGCGUCAUCAGCGUCUUUAUUGUUGGUAGUGAGUCGACGGCACAGUUGACGGCGUCGUGGGAGUGCAAAUAAAGUUUCGGUUUUCAUGCAACGCCAAACAUUUCAUGUCGUUGCAAUGUGGCGCCGCAUUUGCAAUAAUAUAAAUAUUAUGCUCGCACGGCGCGAGGCACAGACACUGUA
Messenger RNA from Drosophila pseudoobscura, 788 nucleotides. RefSeq lists its product as uncharacterized. The record is from RefSeq and is a predicted model, not a curated record. Bases 78 to 599 code for a protein of 173 amino acids. The transcript has 3 exons. Lineage: Eukaryota; Metazoa; Arthropoda; Insecta; Diptera; Drosophilidae.